Molecule: messenger RNA, 1130 nt
Organism: Cucumis sativus (cucumber)
Lineage: Eukaryota; Viridiplantae; Streptophyta; Magnoliopsida; Cucurbitales; Cucurbitaceae
Product: peptidyl-prolyl cis-trans isomerase FKBP16-3, chloroplastic
Exons: 7
Coding region: 113-796 (227 amino acids)
Molecular function (GO): peptidyl-prolyl cis-trans isomerase activity
Source: RefSeq, a predicted model, not a curated record
UUGAAUUUAUUGAAGGUAAAGGAAGAUGCCAACUCGGCAUCUAUUUAAACCAAAGGCUCCAGAUUUCGUUAUCCGUUUCCCAACGGUACCAACACCUUGAUCUCAAACUUCCAUGGCGUCUUCCCUCUCCUCAACGUUGCUCCCGCUCGGUUCAGCUUCUGGAAUACACCAAGGAAUUUCCAGUGAUAAAAUACGAUCUCUUGUCGUGCGCUGCAUGAAUGCCAAUAUCAGUGCGAAAGAAUGGAGGAUGAAAGAGUACGCUAAGGAAUUCAAUUUGACUGGAAGAAGAGAGAUGAUUGGUUUAAUUUGUGGAACGUCAAGUCUCGUUAUAGAUGCUCUAAAUGCCAAGGCAGCUGGUUUGCCUCCAGAGGACAAGCCAAGAUUAUGUGACGAUGCCUGCGAGAAAGAAAUUGAAAAUGUUCCUAUGGUCACGACUGAGUCUGGUUUGCAGUACAAGGACAUCAAAGUUGGUGGAGGUCCUAGUCCUCCUAUUGGAUUUCAGGUAGCUGCAAACUAUGUUGCAAUGGUUCCAUCUGGACAAAUCUUUGACAGUUCACUUGAGAAGAAUCAGCUUUAUAUCUUUCGAGUUGGAUCUGGUCAAGUAAUCAAAGGUCUUGAUGAAGGGAUUUUAAGCAUGAAAGUCGGAGGAAAGCGUCGACUUUACAUUCCCGGACCUUUGGCAUUCCCAAAAGGGCUCACAUCAGCUCCAGGAAGGCCAAGGGUGGCUCCAAAUAGCCCUGUGGUAUUUGAUGUCAGUCUUGAAUACAUACCUGGCCUUGAAGAAGAUGAAGAGUGAGUAGCUAUACAAUAAUCUCUUUUAAACUCUUCAUUCCUUUUCUUUGGUUUUCAUUUACAUUCAGCCCAGAAAACCAAAGGAAAAGCAAGCUAGAAAUUUGUAUAUGAUGAGAAAACACUUGCUGCCAUGCUUCAAUUUUCCCCUGCCUUGUUGUGAGUAGAAUUUGAUGAGGAAAUAUUUAGACCAUUUGGGUUUAUGUAUAUCUUUCUUCACUUUGAUCUAGAACUCUCUUCCUAUGAACCACCAUUUCUAUGAUUUCAAAAAUGGAAAUUCAAUUUCCAAUCUCAUAAUAUUUUACCCAAUAGGUGGUAAAAUGAUAACUUUUGACCUCAAA